AUGUCCUGGCGUAUGUGGCGGACGAGCGCCGGGAUGGUGAUCUCCGGCGCGCUGAGGUGCGGCAGGUGUCCUUCGGUGGGCAGCACCUCCACGACGGACUUCCCACCCAGGCUCCGGCGGAGGUAUUCCCCCACCACCACAGGCACCAGCAUGUCCUUGGAGCUCUGGAUAAUGUGGCACGGGACGCUGACUUGGCUGAGGUCGAAACUGUUCAACAUACGGCACACGCUGAGCCCUAUGUCUGGCCGAAUGUUGAACAGUGUCCGGCUGAACUCCUGCAUUGCACUCGAUUCCAGGUCCCCACCCACCAUCAGCGGCGCAAAUCCAGUCAACAUCGACCUGUGGUUCUCCUCCAUGGCGGCAUACAGCUGGUCCAGCUGA
Striga asiatica is the source of this 381-nucleotide messenger RNA. The record is from the annotation of a GenBank genome assembly. Lineage: Eukaryota; Viridiplantae; Streptophyta; Magnoliopsida; Lamiales; Orobanchaceae.